Molecule: messenger RNA, 340 nt
Organism: Rhagoletis zephyria (snowberry fruit fly)
Lineage: Eukaryota; Metazoa; Arthropoda; Insecta; Diptera; Tephritidae
Product: Kv channel-interacting protein 4-like
Molecular function (GO): calcium ion binding
Source: RefSeq, a predicted model, not a curated record
GAUUUCGUUCAAGGACUUUCGAUAUUGUCGCGCGGCUCUGUAGAGGAGAAACUGCGUUGGACAUUCUCGUUGUACGACAUCAACGGCGAUGGCUUCAUAACGCGGGAGGAAAUGACUGAUAUUGUGACUGCCAUUUACGAGCUGAUGGGACGCCUGCCGGACGAGUGUCCCGCGGAGGAGAAAAUCAAAUGCAAAGUCGACCACAUAUUUCAGAAAAUGGACAAAAAUGGCGAUGGUGUGGUGACACUGGACGAAUUUCUGGAAACGUGUCGAAGUGACGAAGCCAUAUCGAGAUCAAUGUCGGUCUUUGACUCAGCGUUCUGACCAUAUCCGCUGCGCA